This is a messenger RNA of Ricinus communis (castor bean), 5574 nucleotides long. RefSeq names its product protein REDUCED CHLOROPLAST COVERAGE 3. Gene Ontology annotation, cellular component: cytoplasm. Gene Ontology annotation, molecular function: protein binding. NCBI's taxonomy places the organism in Eukaryota, Viridiplantae, Streptophyta, Magnoliopsida, Malpighiales, Euphorbiaceae. Bases 207 to 5333 code for a protein of 1708 amino acids. Gene Ontology annotation, biological process: organelle organization. The transcript has 24 exons. The record is from RefSeq and is a predicted model, not a curated record.
UAUGAGGUACCAACAAUGCUAAUAUCAUUUUAGAGAGAGGAGUGAGAAAGAGAAAGAGAAAGAGAAAGAGAAAGAGGAAGGGGCAGGGCAAUCAAGGUUUUAGCAAGAAGGAGAGGCUAGAAUUGCUUACAAAUCUACAAAGAGGCUAUAUAUACAGAUUUUUCCAUUUCUGAUCUUUUCAAGUAAAAGAAAGGAAAACAAAGAAAAUGGCUCCAAGGUCAGGCAGAGGCAAGUCCAAUAAGGCUAAAGCAGAAAAGAAGAAGAAAGAGGAGAAAGUAGUGGUGCCUAGUCUUGUUGAUAUCACUAUCAUCACUCCAUAUGACACUCAUGCUGUCCUCAAGGGCAUCUCUACUGACAGGAUACUUGAUGUGAAGAAGCUAUUGGCUGUGAAUGUAGAAACAUGUCACCUUACCAACUAUUCUUUGUCUCAUGAGGUUAAGGGUCAGAGACUGAAUGAUAGAGUGGAGAUUGCUGCCUUAAAGCCUUGUAUGCUCAGAAUGGUUGAAGAGGACUACACAGAGGAAGCACAGGCCGUAGCUCACGUCAGGAGGCUUCUAGACAUAGUGGCUUGCACCACCAGGUUCGCUAAGCCGAAGCGAUCACCACCGUCGUCAACGCCACCAUCAGAAUCCAAGUCCAAAAAACAUAACAUCACCACCGCUACUAGACCGAACCAUACCACAGCUGCUGCUGCUGCCCCAUCUGAUGCCAAUGGGCUCCACACAUCGACAAUAUCACCGUCGGCAGCGGUAUCGGAGAAUCUGGACAUGGCCGCGAUUCAUCCGACGCCAAAGCUCUCCGACUUUUAUGAAUUUUUCUCUCUUUCUCACCUCUCGCCUCCUAUCCUCAAUUUGAGGAGGUGUAACAGUAAGGAUGGAGAACAGAGGCGCGAAGGUGACUAUUUUGAAAUUCAGAUAAAAAUCUGUAAUGGGAAGCUAAUUCAUGUUGUGGCAUCAGCAAAAGGAUUCUAUACUGUGGGAAAGCAUUUCUCCCAAAGCCACUCCCUUGUGGAUCUUUUGCAAAAUCUCAGCCGAGCUUUUGCUAAUGCAUAUGAUUCACUUAUGAAAGCUUUUGGAGAACAUAAUAAGUUUGGCAAUCUUCCUUAUAGAUUUCGUGCAAAUACAUGGUUAGUUCCUCCACCUGUUGCUGAGUCUCCAUCAAACUUCCCAUCCCUACCUACAGAAGAUGAGUAUUGGGGUGGCAAUGGUGGAGGGCAGGGUAGAAGUGGUGAAUAUGAUCUCCGGCCCUGGGCUACAGAUUUUGCAAUACUGGCUAGCCUCCCAUGCAAGACUGAGGAAGAGAGAGUGACAAGAGACCGGAAGGCCUUUCUGCUUCAUAGCCAAUUUGUUGAUGUUGCAAUUUUCAAAGCUGUUAGAGCCAUACGCCAACUCAUUGAUUCCAAUUCAGUUGCAAGAGAAGUAAAUUGUCUAUCAGGUUCAAUUAUUUUUGAAAACCGUGUUGGAGACUUGUACGUUGUUGUAAAACGUGAUGCAGCAGAUGCAAGCUUGAAGUCUAGGGAAAAAGUUGAUGGAAAUAAAUAUUCUGGCAUCUCUGCUACGGAAAUUGCUCAAAGGAAUUUGCUUAAAGGGCUAACUGCAGAUGAGAGUGUAGUUGUUCAUGAUACUUCUUCACUGGGUAUUGUCAUUGUGAGACAUUGUGGGUACACUGCAACAGUAAGAGUUGUUGGUGAAGUGAACAAGAGACGCUUCGAGGCUCAAGAUAUCGAAAUUAAUGAUCAACCAGAUGGGGGCUCUAAUGCUCUUAAUAUUAACAGCUUAAGGGUUCUGCUUCAUAAGUCUUGCUUUGCGGAAUCAUCUGGUGGUCAGCCGCCUCACUCCACCUUUGAUGAUACAGAAAAAUCUAGAUGUCUUGUUCGACAAGUAGUUAAAGAGAGUUUAACCAAGCUGGAAGAGACACCAAUUUCUUCUGAAAGAUCUAUUAGAUGGGAACUGGGUUCGUGUUGGUUGCAACAUCUGCAAAAGCAGGAAACUUCAACCGACACUGAUUCUAAAUGCUCUGAGGAGCAUAACGAGACUGUACAUGCUGUGAAAGGUCUUGGAAAGGAGUUUAAGUUUUUGAAGAAGAGGGAUAGAAAAGUCAAUAUGGAUAUUACCCUUGUGAAGGAAGAAAAUGACACUGGCUCUUGCAGACUAAAUGUCGGAACUGAUGAGGGACAGCAUAGCAAUGGGGAGUCCAAUGAAUUAGAAGGAUUGAUUACUGAAGAAGCUUUCUUGCGUCUGAAAGAAACUGGGACUGGCCUUCAUUUAAAGUCAGGAGAUGAGCUUAUCCAAAUGGCAUAUAGAUACUAUGACGAAACCGCUCUGCCGAAGCUGGUAACAGACUUCGGCUCACUUGAACUUUCCCCUGUUGAUGGCCGUACACUGACUGACUUCAUGCACUUGAGGGGACUACAGAUGUUCUCUUUGGGCAAAGUGAUUGAACUAGCAGAAAAGCUUCCUCACAUACAAUCACUUUGCAUCCAUGAGAUGGUUACUAGAGCUUUCAAGCACAUAAUUAAUGCAGUUAUUGCAUCUGUGGACAACGUAGCAGAACUAUCUGCAGCCAUAGCUUCAUCCCUGAAUUUCUUACUUGGCUCUUACAGCAUGGAGGAUAAUGACCAAAAUGUCAAGGAUGAUCAUGGUCUCAAAUUGCACUGGUUAAGUACCUUUCUAUCCAGAAGGUUUGGUUGGACAAUAAAAGAUGAAUUUCUGCAACUGAGAAAGCUUUCGAUCCUUAGAGGACUUUGUCAUAAGGUUGGCUUGGAAUUGAUUCCAAGAGAUUAUGAUAUGGACUGCCCAAACCCCUUUAGAAAAUCUGAUAUUAUCGGCAUUGUUCCCGUCUGUAAGCAUGUAGGAUGCUCAUCAGCAGAUGGACGGACUUUGUUAGAGUCAUCCAAGAUUGCUCUUGAUAAAGGAAAGCUAGAGGAUGCUGUUAGUUAUGGAACGAAGGCACUAGCAAAGAUGAUAGCUGUAUGUGGCCCCUGCCAUCGAACUACUGCAAGUGCUUACAGUCUUCUAGCAGUUGUUCUUUACCACACUGGAGAUUUUAAUCAGGCAACCAUAUAUCAGCAAAAGGCUCUGGAUAUUAAUGAGAGGGAACUAGGACUUGACCAUCCAGAUACAAUGAAAAGCUAUGGAGAUCUUUCCGUAUUUUAUUAUCGGCUUCAACACAUUGAGUUAGCUUUGAAAUAUGUAAACCGUGCUCUUUUCCUUCUUCAUUUCACUUGUGGACUAUCUCAUCCUAACACUGCUGCAACAUAUAUCAAUGUGGCUAUGAUGGAAGAGGGCAUGGGAAAUGUUCACAUUGCUCUCAGAUAUCUGCAUGAAGCUCUGAAGUGCAACCAGAGAUUAUUAGGAGCUGAUCACAUACAGACAGCUGCAAGCUAUCAUGCAAUAGCCAUAGCUCUGUCAUUGAUGGAAGCAUAUUCUCUCAGUGUUCAACAUGAGCAAACUACUCUGAAGAUACUUCAAGCAAAGCUAGGAUCAGAGGAUCUUCGUACACAGGAUGCUGCUGCGUGGCUUGAAUAUUUUGAAACAAAAGCUCUGGAGCAGCAAGAAGCGGCACGAAAUGGAACGCCAAAGCCAGAUGCAUCCAUAGCAAGCAAAGGCCACCUUAGUGUGUCAGAUCUCUUGGAUUACAUUAGUCCUGAUCAAGAUUCCAGAGGAAGUGAGGCACAGAGGAAACAACGGCGCGUGAAGGUACUGCAGAAUAGUGAUAAAGGCCAUCAAGAUGAAACAGUUGAAGAUGCAAUGGUCCAUGACGGCAUGGAAAAUGCAACCUCUUUGGUCAACGGCAACUCUGAAGAAGUAAAGUUGGAGAUAAUUCAGAUUGAAGAAUCAGAAAAAAAAGGUAAUGUUGCUAUACACAGUUCCAUAGUUGCAAGUGAAGUUGUUGAAGAAAUGACAACAGAUGAAGGAUGGCAAGAAGCAAAUCCAAGGGGGCGGUUGGGGAACGCUGCUGGCAGGAAAUCUGGUCGCAGGCGACCAGCUCUUGAAAAGUUAAAUGUAAACCGGUCUGACUACUCAAAUUUCAGAGAUAGCAACUAUAGGAGGGAACUCAUCUCAUCAGCUCCAAAAUCAAUUUCCAGGGCCAUGACAACUGAGUUAAUACCACCAAAGCAAUCAAAAUUACGUGGGACAAGUGUUAUGGAGGAUUCAGUUAAACUGCAGCAAAAAGCUUGUGUGCCUAAACCAUUAUCUUCUCCAGCAAGUAUCACUACUAUGGCCUCUAAAUCUGUCUCUUACAAAGAAGUAGCUGUGGCGCCGCCAGGUACUGUUCUGAAACCAUCAUUGGAGAUGGUAGAAGAAUCAAAUGUGAAAACACCUGAGGGCGAGACAUGCAGCAUCCAAUGUGAGAUGGUGAAUGAAGAGGGAAGCAAAAAUAUUUCAGUUGCUGAUAAUCUACUGGAUAAUGCUGACACAGAUGGAAUUGGUGAUAGUGGGACUCAAUCAGAAAAUUCUAGCUCUGAACUUGAUGAGAUUUCUAGUUCUUAUAAUCAGGAGAAGUCUAAUGAAACAAAUGGGAGUAAGCUUUCAGCUGCAGCUGAACCAUUCAACCCAGGAGCACUCUCCAUGGUUCACCCAGUAAACUCAGUUGCCGUGACAAGCAUUUACGAUGUAAGAGCUAGUCAAGGUAUGCUUUCAGAGCCAGUGGCACCUCCACUUGCCGCCAGAGUUCCUUGUGGACCUAGAUCUCCACUUUAUUAUAGAACUACUAGACCUUACCGACUGAAACAAGGUUUGCUGAGAUAUCCAACUCCUAUGACAAUGCCUCCUAGAAGUAUGAAUCCACAUGCACCAGAAUUUGUACCCAGAAAAGCUUGGCAAAGAAACCCUGGAACUAGAGAUUCACAGGUUCCAAAUGAAUCCAACACUUUGAUAGAAAAGAGCAAGGUAGAAGAGGAGAAAUUAGAUAUGGAAUCCGGCAAUGAAGUUAAAGAUCUUAGCUCAAGAAAGACGAGCUCUGAGUCUGAGAAGGCAGAACUUGCUAGGCAGAUACUUCUUAGCUUCAUUGUCAAUUCAGUUCAGCAUAAUGGUGAUACUGGAAGUGAGCCUGUACGCAGUGAGAAGAAGCUUGACAGUUCUGAAAGUUCUUCAGAUGCAAUUGCAAAUGACAGUGCAAUCAUUAAAAUUCUCUAUGGGAACGAAGAGAAAACAAAACCUGUUAGUCAGUCUGGUGACAAUGAACAGUCAAAAACAACAGAUGUAAAUAAAAAGAAAAAUGGUGAUAAUGAAGGAUUUAUAGUUGUAAGAAAUCGGAGAAGAAAUAGGCAGUUCUCGAACGGGGUAACUGAGUUGUACAAUCAACAAUCAAUCUGCGCUUCAGUUCGUUAAAGUAAGAGAAUAGCAGAGGUAAAAAAAAAAAUAAAAAAUUACUGGAAAGGUGCUACCCUUUUGUAAGCAGUUUUUUGCAAGUCUGACAAAGCUCUUCGUUUCACCUAAUAACAGCAUAGAAAUUAUGGAAAGGCAAUGUAGAAGCGAAGUUUUGAUCAUAAUCUCUGUAUUUAAUUCUAUUUGUUUAUGGUUCAACUUGGUACAUUCUAAUAAUCUCUGUAAAAAUCUCAAUUUUCUGUUC